This is a messenger RNA of Theobroma umbraticum, 1215 nucleotides long. Its product is annotated as 2-oxoglutarate (2OG) and Fe(II)-dependent oxygenase superfamily protein. The record is from RefSeq and is a predicted model, not a curated record. Gene Ontology annotation, molecular function: oxidoreductase activity. NCBI's taxonomy places the organism in Eukaryota, Viridiplantae, Streptophyta, Magnoliopsida, Malvales, Malvaceae.
CACAAAAAAAAUAAAAACCUCCCAAGUGGCCUUUUAGCCAUGGCAGACCAAGCUCAAUACUUCAUGGAAACCCAGCUUCUCAAUCACCAAAAACACUGCAAUUCCCUCACUUUCCCUUCACUUCUGUCUCCAAACCCAACAUCAACCUCUUCUUCACUCUCUCUUUUCACCAAUGCCAUCAAGUCGCAGAAGCCGUUUCUGGACUCUUUGUUGCUCAAAGCGGGAGCUAUACUCUUCAGGGGGUUCCCAGUAGAGACAGCCAAGGACUUCAACGACGUCGUGGAGGCUUUUGGUUUCGAGGAGUUACCGUACGUAGGUGGGGCUGCUCCACGGACUAACGUUGUUGGUCGUGUUUUUACUGCUAAUGAAUCACCUGCCGACCAAAAGAUUCCUUUUCAUCAUGAGAUGGCUCAGGUUCCUGAAUUCCCAUCCAAAUUGUUCUUCUUUUGCGAGGUAGAGCCAGGAAGUGGGGGAGAAACUCCCAUAGUUCUAAGCCACAUUAUCUAUGAGAGAAUGAAAGACGAGUACCCAGAAUUUGUCCGGCGGUUGGAGGAGCAUGGACUAAUAUAUACGAGGGUACUAGGCGAGGGUGAUGAUCCCUCAUCUCCCAUUGGUCGUGGGUGGAAAUCCACAUUCCUGACAACAGACAAGAGCGUGGCCGAGGAAAGGGCUGCAAAGCUAGGUAUGAAGUUGGAAUGGAUUGGAGAUGGAGUGAAAACGAUAAUGGGUCCAAUACCAGCUGUUAAAUAUGACAAGUCAAGGCAACGCAAAAUUUGGUUCAAUAGCAUGGUGGCUGCUUACACAGGCUGGGAAGAUGAGAGGAAUGAUCCUGUGAAGGCAGUUACUUUUGGGGAUGGGAAACCGUUGCCGGCUGAUAUCAUUUAUGACUGCCUGAAAAUCCUUGAGGAGGAAUGUGUUGCCAUUCCUUGGAGGAAAGGAGAUGUUCUACUGAUAGAUAAUUGGGCUGUCCUUCAUUCACGAAGGCCAUUUGAUCCACCUCGACGUGUACUGGCUUCACUCUGCAAGUAGGAAUGGGGAAGCCCCUGCAUUACUUGUUCCUCCCUGUAGCAGAUAUCUACUUUGUGCCGGCAAUGGGAACUGGAUGCUCUACUAGCUUACCCCUUGUAUAAUAUGCCCUACUCUGUAUCUUGUACCUCUUUAACCGUUUUGGGAUGUGCUACUAAUGAAAACAAUAAGAUUAAUAAUUGAUUACCA